Messenger RNA from Coccidioides immitis RS, 390 nucleotides. RefSeq lists its product as uncharacterized. The record is from RefSeq and is a predicted model, not a curated record. Gene Ontology annotation, molecular function: protein binding. NCBI's taxonomy places the organism in Eukaryota, Fungi, Ascomycota, Eurotiomycetes, Onygenales, Onygenaceae. The transcript is spliced from 2 exons. Bases 1 to 390 code for a protein of 129 amino acids.
AUGUCUUCGCGAUAUCCCCAAAGAGAUAGAGAUCAGCCCGCUCUGGGCAAGUUGGACAACACUAUUUCAAGUGAUGAUGACGACAAGCCAUUGAUACGUAGACGAAGAUCAAGGAGGAAAGAGUUGACAACGGGGACACAAUCUCUCGCGAGAGAAAGACAUCUAAUUAUUGGAGUUCGCAUUGGCAGCGCACCAGAAGAAUUCUUGAUUCAUCCGCAUUUCCUCAUCAAAGAGUCGAAAUUGUUUAACACGCGUCUGCAAUCUCCUUCGACGAAAACAUUGGAGCUCGCGGAUGUCCAGCCUGAUCUGUUUUGCACCUUCGUCGACUGGCUUUAUCGUGAUUGCCUCCCGAGUCAGGAAAAUGAGGCGGACCCGACUCAAUACCAAUAA